Molecule: messenger RNA, 408 nt
Organism: Peronospora matthiolae
Lineage: Eukaryota; Oomycota; Peronosporomycetes; Peronosporales; Peronosporaceae
Source: the annotation of a GenBank genome assembly
AUGAAGAAGCUGCUGUCGAGCGAUCCAGUACUAAAGACGAUCAAUCCGAAGCUGAUCGAAUUGCUACACAGACCGAUAACAGCUCCCAAACCAACCCACACCGUGUUGGAGGCGCUCCGGAGUUUAAUCAAUCUGCUAACGGAGGCGAGGUUUACGGAGGGAAAGUUUAACGUACAAACUUUACAAGAAUGCAACCACGAUCGAGUAAUCGCUGCUGGACAGUCGCUGUUUAAGACGUUGAGUCCGCUUCUAGGCAUACGUGACCCCGGAGACAACCCGACCCCGCCAAUCAAAACCUCGGAUCAACGGAUCACGCCGCGGAUUACGAUGAAACAAGUUAUCACGCUGAGUAAAGAUUCCCCCAACAGUGAACACACUGGAUCAUCGCGAUACGCUUCAGCAGAAUAG